Molecule: messenger RNA, 1149 nt
Organism: Prosopis cineraria
Lineage: Eukaryota; Viridiplantae; Streptophyta; Magnoliopsida; Fabales; Fabaceae
Product: inosine triphosphate pyrophosphatase
Exons: 10
Coding region: 270-941 (223 amino acids)
Biological process (GO): nucleoside triphosphate catabolic process
Cellular component (GO): cytoplasm
Molecular function (GO): nucleoside triphosphate diphosphatase activity
Source: RefSeq, a predicted model, not a curated record
GGAAAUCAAAAAAUGUUUCCUUGUGCUCCGACUCAGUGACUGAACAGACUACAGAGUGUUCACACUUCACAUAGAACCGUGCCGCCCCUUCGCCGUCGCCGUCACUCUCCACUGGCCACCGUAGCAGCAACUGCUUGUGUCUUGAGCCUUUUACGUUUGCGGUUUUCGAGCACCUAGAGCUGGUAGGCUGCUGCAAAUUUUUCUUCUUGAACCCUCAAGGAUGCCCGAGUAUUAUUGUCAAGAUAGAAGAGCGCCCAAUUGGAGUUUAUAUGAAUUAUUCUGCCUCCUUCCAGAGAAGACAAAAGCAGACACCUGGAGGAAUGGCAGCUGCUGCAACAGCCAAUGCUUCAGGGCGAAUACUGUCACAGCCAGUUACUUUUGUCACUGGCAAUGCCAAAAAGCUUGAAGAAGUACGCACAAUCUUGGGCCAGUCUAUUCCUUUUAAGUCCCUCAAGCUUGACUUGCCAGAGUUGCAAGGUGAGCCUGAAGAAAUCUCGAAAGAGAAGGCUCGAUUGGCUGCUGCUCAGGUUAAUGGACCUGUACUAGUAGAAGACACUUGCCUCUGUUUCAAUGCUUUAAAAGGCCUCCCAGGACCUUACAUCAAAUGGUUCCUGCAGAAGAUUGGUCACGAAGGUCUCAACAACUUGUUGAUGGCUUAUGACGAUAAAUCAGCUUAUGCAUUGUGUGCAAUUUCCUUUGCUGUCGGGCCUAGUUGUGAACCUGUAACUUUUAUUGGAAAAACUAUGGGGAAGAUUGUUCCUGCAAGGGGACCAAAUGAUUUUGGAUGGGAUCCAGUUUUUCAACCUGAUGGCUAUGAGCAAACUUAUGCAGAGAUGACAAAGGAAGAAAAGAACAAAAUUUCUCACCGUUUUAGAGCUCUUGAUUUGGUGAAGUCACAUUUUGCUGAAGCUGGAUUUACUUGUCAGAUUGACAAUGUAUAAGAGCUUCCUUUGUUGUUGCUAUGGAGUAGAUUCUAUAGGUACAACAUUUCAUGAGCUUGGUUGGUUCCAUUGUUAAGUAGCUUUCUGCUAGUGAAAGGAGAAUUGCUUCUUUUUUGACAGUUUGAUGGUACUUAGUGUGUUUGGAUGAAUGGAAAUCAGUGGAAUGAAAAGGGAAAUGAUGAAUUGGCUUUCAUCUUUUGUUUGGAAA